Rhodamnia argentea is the source of this 2466-nucleotide messenger RNA. Its product is annotated as disease resistance protein TAO1-like. The transcript has 7 exons. The record is from RefSeq and is a predicted model, not a curated record. Bases 1 to 2466 code for a protein of 821 amino acids. NCBI's taxonomy places the organism in Eukaryota, Viridiplantae, Streptophyta, Magnoliopsida, Myrtales, Myrtaceae.
AUGCAUGAUCAACUCAGAGAUUUGGGAAGGGAAAUUGUUCGUCAAGAAAAUGCAAAGGAGCCUUGGAAGCGGAGUAGAUUAUGGAAUCAUAAGGACGCCGAAGAUGUGGUUGACAACAGCAAGGGCACUAGAAAGAUUGAGGCCCUUUGUCUUGGCAAUUAUGGUGAGGGAGGAAGAAGUUAUACGGCUGAACAAUUUAAAGAGCUGGCCAACUUGAGGUUCUUUCAAAUGAAUGGUGGGAAUUUCACUGGAGAUUUCCAGAACUUGUUUCCUCAAUUAAGAUGGCUCCAAUGGCGGUAUUGUCCGUCAGAUUUCGCAGCGGCCAACUUUCAUCCGAAGAAAUUAGUCGUGCUCGAUCUAUCGUAUAGCGAGAUUUCGGAGGAUUGGGGAGGAUGGGGUCCACUAAAGGUGGCAACCGAACUCAAAGUUCUCAAUCUCACGAGCUGUCACUCUUUGAAAGGAACUCCUGAUUUGUCCGCUUUCAAAAGCUUGGAGAUUUUGAUUCUUGAAUAUUGUGGGUAUCUGGAAGAGAUUCAUCCUUCUAUCGGAGACCUCAAGACCCUCGUCUCCUUGAAUGUCAGGGGUUGUUGUAGAUUGAAGGAGCUACCGGCUGGAGUAGGCAAAAUGGAAAAUUUGAGGGAGCUUAUCUUAGAUGAAACCGCCAUACGAGAGAUUCCUAUUUCGAGAGCCCGCAUACCUAGCUCCAUAGGACAUCUAGCAUCUCUUUCUGUCCUUGACCUAAGAGAAUGCAGUAAACUUGCUCAACUUCCGGUCUCCAUAUGCUCCCUCACGUCUUUGACUGAAUUGAAUUUAGAAAGGACAGCAAUUGCGGAAUUGCCCGAAAGCAUUGUGAAUCUGCAGAAUUUGAGGAUUUUGGACAUUAGUUGGACCCACAUAACAGAAUUGCCUCGUGACAUUGGAAUGUUGGCGAAACUCCAAGUGUUGAGAGCCUCGGGAUGCAAAAAUCUGGAAGGACUACCCAGUAAUAUAGCCCAACCGACUUCGCUAAAGGAGCUUUACUUAGACAAGUCGGGCAUCUCGGGCUUGCCAGAAAGCAUUUCUAAGCUCUCUUCUCUCCAACUCCUCGGCUUUGAAUACUGCGAGAAGCUUCAAGAAAUACCGGAAGCGCCCUCCGGCUUGAGAGAUCUACGGAUAACCUGCCGUAGUCGGCUUUGCGGAAAAUUGAAGGCGUUGCCCAAUUUGUCAAGCUUGAAGCGCUUAUCUCAAUUGAUUGUCGAGGAGUGCUUUGAGCUAACAGAAGUCACCGGCUUGGAAGGUUUACGGUCCCUAUCCCACUUAGAAGUACGGGGUUGCCCUAAGAUAUGUAGGCUUGGGGCGGUCGAAUCCUUGGAGUCAUCGAGAGGCUUACACAUUGAUGAGGCGUUCCCGGAUUCUUCCAAGUUAACGAGCGCAAAGGUAUCUCGGCCUGAAGGAUCGCUACAUCUUUCAAAUUCAAAGAUUCUGCAGGAAACAAUCGCUGGAAGUUGCGAAAAUUUAGCAGAAAUUGAAGGCCUUGGUGGAUCAAAAUCCUCACUGACGUCGGAUAUCUCUGAGUCCACUUCCGCUGGACAAUCUCAAGACCUUUUAGGUUUGGAAUGUGUGAGGGAAUCGCAUUUUACAAAUUGCCUGGAUGGAUUAAUAUCCUUGAAAACUUUGUCUGUCUCUGGUUGCACAUCCCUUGGACAAUCAUUGGACCUGUCAAAUUUAAAGAGUUUGAGGGAAUUUUAUGCUAUAGAUUGCAAGAACCUAGUUGAAAUUCGAGGCCUUGAUGGAUUGGAAUCCUUGGUAACUUUGAUAAUUUCUGGGUGCACGUCUCUUGGACAAUCACUGGACUUGUCAAAUUCAAAAAAUCUGCAUACACUUGAAGCUGCAAAUUGCAAGAACCUAGUUGAAAUUCGAGGCCUUGAUGGAUUGGAAUCCUUGGUAACUUUGGAUAUUUCCGGGUGCACGUCUCUUGGACAAUCACUGGACUUGUCAAAGUUAAAGAAUCUGCAGACACUCAAAGUUGCAAACUGCAAGAAACUAGUUGGAAUUCAAGGCCUUGAUGUAUUGGAAUCGUUGAAAGAAUUGAGGAUUUCUGGGUGCACGUCUCUUGGACAAUCAUUGGACUUAUCAAAGUCAAAGAAUCUGCAGACACUCAAAGCUGCAAACCGCAAGAAACUAGUUGGAAUUCAAGGCCUUGAUACACUCAAAGCUGCAAACUGCGAGAACCUAGUUGAAAUUCGAGGCCUUGAUGGAUUGGAAUCCUUGGUAACUUUGUCAAUUUCUGGGUGCACGUCUCUUAGACAAUCACCGGACUUAUCAAAGUCAAAGUAUCUGCAGACACUCAAAGCUGCAAACUGCAAGAAACUAGUUGGAAUUCGAGGCCUUGAUAGGACUAGCAGUGUGGCACCUGGAGAUGAAGCCUCGCUUCUGGAUAGGGGCGGAGAUGUGCUGGCGCUGGUGGUUGGGGCAGCCAGUGGCUGA